Messenger RNA from Pyricularia oryzae 70-15, 174 nucleotides. RefSeq lists its product as uncharacterized. The transcript has 3 exons. Lineage: Eukaryota; Fungi; Ascomycota; Sordariomycetes; Magnaporthales; Pyriculariaceae. The record is from RefSeq and is a predicted model, not a curated record. Bases 1 to 174 code for a protein of 57 amino acids.
AUGCAUCCAUCGACCAAGGCUGGUCUGGCUGGCUGCCGAUGCGAGGCGGGUGAAUAUUAUCGUAGACACUGGACAUUAGACUGUGCUUGUGUGUGUCGGGCUGGCAGCAAAGGCAGGCAGCCCCAGAGACAUCGCUGGUCGGGUACGGCUGCAGAGCUUUUGAGCGAGGAUUAG